AUGUCAGAACAGCAAGAUCCAGUUGAAGGAACGUCAGAAGAGCCCGUGGUAUCCUUUAGGAAGCCGACUAGAAGAGGUGUUUUGAGAAGGAAAAAAGUCGAAGAAGAAGAGGUGGAAAAAGAAGACGGAUCUGAAGAUGAUGAAGAUACAAUAGAGUAUGCUUUUUGUUGUUUGUUAAUUUUAGGUAACAAUGAUUUUUCUGGCUAAAACUUUUGGUUAGCUGGAUGAUCAUGUAUAAAAUGAAGGUUAUUUGUAGCUCUUCAAGGCCUUUUAUGCUAUUAUUCCAUAGUUCUCACCUUUGUCAACAAUAUAGUGUAAAAUGAUUUUAAUCAAACUCUUUCAGUCGCAAGCUUCGUGACAUCCGUGAAGUCCAGCAGCUUCGAAAACGUCGGAAUGGAAUGACAGCGUUAGAAUGUGCGUUAGGGAAACGAAUAGCGAGCGAAUUCGAUGAACAUGAAGACGAUCCGUUCAAAAGUAGCAAGACUGGAGGUAUGAUGACCUUACCUGAAGAAAAACGGAAGAAAUUGACGGCUGAGGACAUUACCAGUGGAAUGAAGGAUCAGUUUCAUAAAGAAGAGCUGUUGUUUGAUGAGGAUGAGGAAAUGUAAGCUAAAGUUUUUGAUUUUUACAUAUAUAGUUAUACAAUAAAAAGGUAUAGGAGGGACUUUUGCAUAGUUCCUAUAAAUUUAGCUCUUGUUUAAUUUUAGGAAAAAGUACAUUGAAGCCAACCUCUACAAGAACAAGAAGUCAGACACAAGAGAAGAAAAACCAAUAAGGACACAGUCAGCCGAAGACGAGAUUCUACUUCGAGUAGCAGAAAAAGUUAGGGCCUAUACCUCGAAGAAGGACGACGAGCUUUUGUCAAAUCAAAUGUUAGCAGGUAUUCCUGAAGUCGAUCUAGGCAUAGAAGCUCGGAUGAAGAAUGUACUAGAAACUGAAAGAUUAAAGGGAGACAUGGUGGCAAAUGGAGGUAAACCACCGCCAUCAGAGCAGAACCCUAAGAAGUACAAAAGGUUCAGGAUAGAGUAG
Molecule: messenger RNA, 1029 nt
Organism: Bursaphelenchus okinawaensis
Lineage: Eukaryota; Metazoa; Nematoda; Chromadorea; Rhabditida; Aphelenchoididae
Source: the annotation of a GenBank genome assembly